CCGGAGCACAUCGUGGUUGGGGGAAAAAAAAAAAAAAGGGAGCCACGUUGACACAAAAAGUGGUGUUUUCAGUUGUUUUCUGCCGCCGGGGAAAUAACGGUCACGUCGACAACUUACAUCUGUGAACACAGGAGGCUCAGGUGAAACACAGAGGAAGGUCAGAGGAGCCACAUCAUCUAACAGGAUGAGUGUUGGAUUCAUCGGAGCGGGCCAGCUGGCCCACGCACUGGUGAAAGGUUUCACGGCUGCAGGUGUGAUUGCUACACAGAGGAUUACUGCCAGCUCCCCAGAUACAGACCUGCCCACUGUGACGGGACUGAGGAAAAUGGGAGUGAACAUGACGACUAGCAACAAAGAGACAGUCAGUAGGAGCGACGUGCUCUUCCUGGCCGUGAAACCUCACAUCAUUCCCUUCGUUCUGGAUGAGAUUGGGCCAGACAUCGAGGACCGCCAUCUCAUAGUGUCCUGUGCGGCAGGUGUCACCAUCAACUCCAUAGAGAAGAAGCUGCUUCAGUACCGAUCAGCUCCUAAAGUCAUGAGGUGCAUGACAAAUACUCCGGUAGUGGUGAGAGAGGGAGCGACUGUAUACGCCACUGGGACACAUGCAGAGGUGGAGGACGGCAAGUUGUUGGAGCAGCUGAUGGCCAGUGUGGGUUUCUGCACUGAGGUGGAGGAGGACCUCAUUGAUGCUGUCACCGGGCUGAGUGGCAGUGGACCAGCCUACGCGUUCACAGCGCUGGAUGCUCUGGCAGACGGAGGAGUCAAGAUGGGUCUUCCCAGGAGACUGGCUGUCAGACUUGGAGCUCAGGCCCUAUUGGGAGCAGCUAGGAUGCUGCUUGACUCGGAGCAGCACCCCGGCCAACUGAAGGACAACGUGUGCUCACCAGGAGGCGCCACCAUCCACGCCCUGCACGUCAUGGAGAGCGGCGGCUUCCGCAGCCUCCUGAUCAAUGCAGUGGAGGCUUCAUGCAUUAGGACACGGGAGCUACAGUUUCUGGCAGACCAGGAGCGGAUCUCUCCAGCAGCUAUUAAGAAAACCACACUGGACAAGGUGCUCCAGCAGCCCGGAGUCACAGGCAGCGGAGUGGGUAAUGGGAACGGCAGAUCGGGGCUCAGCCUGUUCAACACCCGCAGCCCCGGGAUCAAGAAGAACUGAGUACAUAGAGGCAGGCACACACACACAAACGUGUUACAGCUUUAAUUAUACCAACAUGUACACAUACUUGCAUCUUCUACAGCGGUUCAGCCAGACAGUUUCAAAUAAACGGACUCGGGACUGAAAUUAUAUCCAAAUCGGCAUGAAUGCCAAAUAAUUUAUUCAUACUGGAGUUAUCAUGCGGACCAUGGACCCAGUGGUGUCACCACCACAUUACACACAAGCACAGGUGUAUUGUACAUUGCUCACAGUUAUAGCCUUAUGUUGUGAUGCAAGAUUACUGUCUACACAUACACGACGAAGAGCAAAAGUGCAUUUACAAUCUGUCGUCUGUCUGUGUACGGGCUCUAGACUAUCCGGGGCUGUUAAACGGUAAUGACCCAGUGGGCCAUCAUGGGAUCCUGGUAGCAGAUGGCUGCUGGGAUACCAUCAAGCUCUUAAUGUACGCCUUUAAUGUCUUUUAACAGAAAUGAAGCCACAAUGUAAAUCACGUAUUACUUUUUUUGUUUUUUUUUGUUUGUGCAACUCAUUUUUAUUUUGGCCAACAGUGUUGUACUGUUAAAGACUAAAUAUGGAUCGAACAAAACAAUUAACUUUAUAUUUGGUUGUAUAUUGUUGUAUAUGAACACUAUGGCACAUUAAUAGCAUUGUGCCUUUUUGUGCCCAAAUAUUAUUUCUCAGAUAUAAAGGCCAUUUAAAACUCCUCUGUCAGCAUUUUCCUCUCAUCCUUCUGUUCAUUUGUGCAUCUUAAACUGUUUUCUUGAACCUCUUGUCACCACAAAGGCACGAUUUACAUCUUCUCUCAUUGGGGAAUGUGCUGUUGUUGCCUGAAAGUGCGAUAAGAAAUUCAUCUACCCAAUGAAACGUUCGCUGAAGAAUAUAUUCCUAUAGAUUAUGAUGUAAAAGACAUACAUCGAACAUCAAUCCGUCCCAAUUUUGCAAUGUGCUUUAUGUUUUUAUCCCCAUGUUACAUGUUAUGUAUUGAUUUGUUUGGCAUAUUAACCAGUUGAGUUGGUAUGCCAGCCAAAAAUUCAAUAUUAAAGAAGCAGAAACAAAUA
Larimichthys crocea (large yellow croaker) is the source of this 2214-nucleotide messenger RNA. It is a transcript of the gene pycr1b, whose product is annotated as pyrroline-5-carboxylate reductase 1b. The transcript is spliced from 9 exons. The record is from RefSeq and is a predicted model, not a curated record. Gene Ontology annotation, biological process: L-proline biosynthetic process. Gene Ontology annotation, molecular function: pyrroline-5-carboxylate reductase activity. The coding region runs from base 185 to 1156 and encodes 323 amino acids. Lineage: Eukaryota; Metazoa; Chordata; Actinopteri; Sciaenidae.